Staurois parvus is the source of this 330-nucleotide messenger RNA. The record is from the annotation of a GenBank genome assembly. NCBI's taxonomy places the organism in Eukaryota, Metazoa, Chordata, Amphibia, Anura, Ranidae.
UCGGUCAUGUGAUCAGCUGUGUCCAAUCACAGCUGAUCACUGAUGAUCAGUGUGCCCUGAUGAUCAGUGUGGCCCCAGAAGUGCCACCUGUCAGUGCUCAUCAGUGCCACGUGCCAGUGCCCAUCAGUGCCACAUCAAUGCCACAUAGUGCAUACCAGUGCACAUCAAUGCCACAUAUCAGUGCCCAUCUGAGCUGCCUUUCAAUGUCACCCAUCAGGGCCAGUUAGUGCCACCUAUCAGUGCCAGUCAGUGCCGCCUAACAGUGCCAGUCAGUGCCGCCUAACAGUGCCAUAUAUCAGUGCUGCCUUUCAGUGCCCAUCAGUGAUGCCU